This is a messenger RNA of Caenorhabditis briggsae, 1407 nucleotides long. It is a transcript of the gene Cbr-tba-8, whose product is annotated as Protein CBR-TBA-8. The record is from RefSeq and is a predicted model, not a curated record. Lineage: Eukaryota; Metazoa; Nematoda; Chromadorea; Rhabditida; Rhabditidae. Gene Ontology annotation, molecular function: GTP binding; structural constituent of cytoskeleton. Gene Ontology annotation, biological process: microtubule cytoskeleton organization; mitotic cell cycle. The transcript is spliced from 10 exons. The coding region runs from base 1 to 1407 and encodes 468 amino acids. Gene Ontology annotation, cellular component: microtubule; cytoplasm.
AUGCCUUCAGACGGUAGAGAAUGCGUCUCGAUUCAUAUCGGCCAAGCCGGUGCUCAGAUCGGAAACGCUUGCUGGGAGCUCUAUUGUAUGGAGCAUGGACUCGACGAGGCCGGAUUUUUGAAGGAUGAAGAGGAAAACAAGCAACAAUCUCUUCAAGCUUUCUAUUCUGAGUCUAUAAAUGGGAAACACGUGCCACGUGCGAUUUAUGUGGACUUGGAACCAACUGUGUUGGAUGAGAUUAGGAAUGGGGUGUACUGUAACUUGUUCCAUCCGGAUCAGAUUAUCAAUGGCAAGGAGGAUGCUGCUAACAACUAUGCUCGAGGACAUUAUACUAUUGGAAAGGAGUUGAUUGAUGUGGUGCUCGAUAGAAUCCGCAAACAGACCGAAAACUGCGAGGGACUCCAAGGUUUCCUUGUCUUCCACUCAUUCGGAGGGGGAACAGGCUCAGGAUUCAGUUCUCUUCUCAUGGAAAGACUCUCCGUAGAGUUUGGGAAGAAAAGUAAAUUGGAAUUCAGCGUCUACCCGGCACCACAAGUCUCGACAUCGGUCGUCGAGCCAUACAACUCUAUUCUCACCACGCACACUACUUUGGAGCUGUCCGACUGCUCGUUUAUGGUUGACAACGAGGCGAUUUACGACCUCUGCCGUCAAAAACUGCAUGUUGAGAGACCGUCCUACUCAAACCUCAACCGACUAAUCGCCCAAGUCGUUUCAUCAAUUACCGCGUCGCUGAGAUUCGAUGGAGCAUUGAAUGUGGAUUUGAAUGAGUUCCAGGUGAGAGAACUACAGUAUGCAUUUAGCCAGAUCAAAUGUCAAAUUUUCCAUACUAAUUUGGUCCCAUACCCUCGCAUUCAUUUCCCACUCGCCACCUAUGCUCCAGUGAUUUCUGCGGAUAGAGCUCAUCAUGAACCUCUAUCAGUUCAAGACAUCACCCAUAUGUGCUUCGAAAAAGCGAACCAAAUGGUGAAAUGUGACCCCAGUGCUGGGAAAUACAUGGCUGUCUGCUUGCUGUAUCGUGGAGACGUUGUCCCGAAAGAUGUCAACGCGGCUAUCUCGUCCGUCAAGGCAAAACGUGGAAUUAACUUUGUUGACUGGUGCCCAACUGGUUUCAAAGUGGGAAUCAACUACCAAGCACCUGUUACGGUGGAGGGAGGAGAUUUGGCAAAGGUCCACCGCGCGGUGUGCAUGCUCUCCAACACCACCGCCAUCGCCGAAGCGUGGGCUCGUCUCGACCACAAAUUCGAUCUAAUGUACUCAAAACGCGCAUUCGUACACUGGUUUGUAGGAGAAGGAAUGGAAGAGGGAGAGUUCGUAGAAGCUCGCGACGACUUGGCUGCUCUCGAGAAAGACUACGCGGAAGUUUCCAGGGAUACCGCUGACUUGGAAGAUGACAACGACGAAUUUUAG